UGGUUGGGGGGACGUUGGCUAAAACGGCUUUGGGGGUGAUGGAAGAUGGCACAGGGGGAGCGAGACAACCGCGGGUGAGAUGUCUGGGUGGGUGCCAGCCCUUGCACAGCUACGCCAAGCCCCCAGCCACCCAUUUCUGCUGCUGGGGUGGCAGCAAGGGCCAAAAAUAACCGUGCGGUGGCAUUCCCUGCCUCGCCCCCGCCGCACCCCUGGCGUCUGCAUGGGAGCACCUCCUCCCGCAUUUCCUCAGGAAGAAACCCAAGGCUGGCGGGAGGAAGAGGCCGCACCGCAGGAGGGACGGUACGGGACGGACGGGACAGACGGACGCUGGCGCAGGGCUGGGGAGCUGCUGGGAUUUGGGCCCUCGUGCCCCAACGCGAUGGGGAGCACCUGGCCCAUCCUCUGCCUCCAGCUGUGGCUGUGGGUGCAGAGCUCUGCCCAGGAGCUCGACCCCAAUGGCAGGAACGUCUGCAGGUUCCCCGCCGGCCCGGCGUGCUGCCCCGGCUGGAAGCAGGAAGGGCGGGAGUGCACGGCCGCACUGUGCGAGGGGGAGGACGCCUGCAGGGUGGACGAGGUGUGCGUGAGACCCGGGGUUUGCCUCUGCAAACCCGGCUUCUUCGGAGCAGACUGCAGUUCCCGCUGUCCCAAGCAGUACUGGGGCCCUGACUGCAAGCGGAGCUGCCCGUGCCACCCCAACGGGACCUGCGACCCGGCGAGCGGGCUCUGCACCUGCGACCCCAACCACUGGGGACGGCUCUGCCAGUUCCCUUGCCAGUGCGGCCCCCACGGCCGCUGCGACCCCCUGACCGGCGCCUGCCGCUGCGAGCCGGGCUGGUGGGCACAUACCUGCAAGAAGCAAUGUCAGUGCAACCCCGCCAGCUCCCACUGCGACCCGCUCACCGGCCACUGCCGCUGCCUGCCGGGCUGGUGGGGCAGGAGGUGCAGCUUCAAAUGCUCCUGCAACCUCUCGCCCUGCACCCAGGAGAACGGCAAGUGCGAAUGCAAGGCUGGGUUUUGGGGGCCGGCGUGCCAGUGGCGCUGCGACUGCUUGCACGGCUCCUGCAGCCCCCUCAGCGGGCACUGCAGCUGCAACCCCGGCUACCAGGGCAGGAGCUGCCGGGACCCCUGCCCGGCGGGGAAAUACGGGUCUCAGUGUGUGCACAGCUGUGGGAGCUGCAAGCGCAGCCAGCCCUGCUCACCUGUGGACGGCUUCUGCCUGGCCUGCCAGCCCGGCUGGAACGGGACCCUCUGCAAGGAGCCCUGCGUGCCCGGCUUCCACGGCGAGGACUGCCUCCAGCCGUGUCCCCGCUGCCGGCGCGGAGAGGUCUGUGACCCAGAGACCGGGUCCUGCCUGCACUGCGAGCCCGGCUGGAUGGGACCCAGCUGCAACAGCUCCUGCCCCGCGGGCACCUUUGGCGAUGGAUGCCAGUUCCUCUGCCCCGAGUGCGUUGCGGGGAGUUGUGACCCCACGUCGGGAGCGUGCAUCUGCCAGGCGGGCUACUGGGGAGCCAGCUGCAACGACACCUGCCCGGAGGGGUAUUUUGGAGUGAACUGUUCCUCACCCUGCCAGUGCUCCCGGGGGACCUGCCACCCCAUGGGGGGGAACUGCGUGUUGAGUCUCAAGGACCACGGGGCCCUUGCAGCUGCCAUCCUUGUCCCUCUCCUGCUGCUGCUGCUCUGCGUUGCCUGCUGCUGCUGCGGAGCCGGCCCAGCAGAUGCCAGAGACAGGGCGGCUGUGCCAGACGACGACGUGGUGGCCAGGAUGAAGCACCACGUGCGGGGGGUGCUGGCAAACCUCAGCGCUAUGAUGCCCUGCUUUUCCCUGGGUGGCUAUAAACUUCCCAAAGUCACAGUUUCCCACCACGACACGGAAAUCCCCUUCAACCCCAGCUUCAUCGAGCCGCCGUCAGCCACAUGGGUCUCAGACAGCUCCUUCUCCUCCUCCUUCGAGACUGACGAGGGACCCGAGUACUCCGUCCCUCCCAGAGAAGGUGUCCCGUUGCUGGGGGGGGCUGAGCUGCAGGGCGGGGGGUCCCCCCUCAGCGAGGCGCUCCCGGACCCAUCCGCCUUCGAUUCCGAGGAUGUCUCGCAGCCCUUCGCCAUCCCUCGCACCUCCAGCAUCGCCAAGGCCAAGCGGCCGUCUGUGUCCUUCGCCGAGGGGACGAAAUUCGGGGCGGCGGAGACCCCCAGCCCUGGACGGAAGCCCAAGACCCCAUGGGGCCCGUCCAAGCUGUCCCCGCCUCCGGGGGACACGGCAGCUGAGUCCCCGACUGACCGGCCGGCCAGUGAUUGCUACGAGAGCCCCGAGCCCCUUGGCAAGGGGGAGGAAAGCCACCGGCCAUCGCCCCGGGCCACCCCGGGGGGACGCCGGCGGGUGGUCUCCGGCACCAGGCACGUGGCCCAAAGAGUGGAAGCUCUUGAAGCGGCUGCAAAAUCCGGCAGCUGGGAGGCGAAGGGGAAGGAGCCCAAUGUCACCACCAUCUACAUGAUGGUGGGAACGGCCGGGCAGGACCCCAAGGCAGAGGGGGGUAGUGAGGGACCGGUCCAGGCCGUGCUCAAGCGGCUGGGCAGUUUGCAGAGGGGCAAGUGGGCUGCAAAGGAGGAGCCCAAGGUGAAGAGGAGCGCCGAGGCCAUCCAGAAACCCCCCCGCCGGGCCCUGGCGCAGCACAGAGACUCGCUGAAUAGCUGCAGGCAGAGGGAGAGCAUCCCGGAGGCUCCCGCCGAGCCAUCCCCUGGCAAGCACCAGCAUCUCCCUGGGAAGAGACAGUCCUUCCUUCUCUCGUCUCCCUCGCCAAAAAGCACCGGGGCUCAGGAUGGGGCUGGCGAUGCCGUGGAGAAGGGCAAAAGCCCUGAUUUAGUCCUCAGCCUCAAAAGGAAUGAUGAGGCUGCCCCAGAGGAAGAGCCGAAAUACGAGAAUGUGACCAGCGGCAGUGCCAAUUCACCCCCCGGCCCUGCUGAGGAGCCACUGGCCACCCCCACGGCCACCUGAGCCACCACCGCCUGGACUGGGCCACCGGGAGCCCAGGAGCCCCUGGGAGCCGAGGUCCCUCUCCGAGCCGUGAACUAGAGACACAUCGAGCCUCCCCGUCGACCCCCUCUCCUCCGCGCCGCCUUGCAGGCAGGGACCCUCGCUGGCCGGCACAGCCAGCGGGAUGGGUGAUGCCGAGAGCCGUGGCGGUGGCAGCCCCAUGGGGCUGCAAUGCUUCAGGGCUAUUGUCUGCCCCUCGCCACGUGCCCCGUUUUGUGUCUGCCGCAGCCCAGAGGGACAGCGAUGCUCUGGACGCAGCGGUGGCACCUCCUGGUCCCUGACAGCACUGGGCUUGGGGACACACGUCCUCAUAAACGGGACUGGGGCUGCUGAGGACUCUGCAGGGAAACGCACGGGCAGAAGCCAGUUUCACUCCAUCAGCUUUCACCUUUCCCCAUCCCAGCUCCCGUAAUGCUGCUCGGAGCGUCUUGCUGUAAAGGUGCUUCUCACUGGAGGGGAUUAUUUUGUGGAGCUGGGCUGGGGAGGGAUGAUGGGCCGUCACAAGCAGCUUCAGCGAAAAUUCAUUUUAGCUGCUUAUCUCAAAGGGUAUCUGGGUCUGCGGGGGUUCAUCUGCGUGGCUCUGGCUUUCCUGUCAGGCUCUGGCUGCUUUUGUUUCUACGGAGCUAUGCGUGUAGCAUAUGAAAAGGCUGGUGGCAUGGCACGGGGUUUAUCGACGGCCUUUUAAACUCUACGCGAUACCAAGCUGCAAUUGUGCAAGAGCAAACGUGGCAGCUGGGCCGUGACCAUCAACCUGUGCACCCAGCGCUGUGCUGGCCCUGAUAAGGACGAAAGCGGCACAGAAAAUGGCAUUUCUGCGGGUGCCCUAAGCUCCUGCCAUCUCCCACACCUCAUUCCUGCCGCGGCAUUGCAUCGUUACGGGUGGCUGAGAUGCAACGAAUGUGCCGCAGCAUCUCCAGCACAGCCAGAGGCCCUCGGGCAGCGCGGGCGAGUCGGGCACGAGGGCUCUGCCGCCCAUGCAGAACGGCUGAGAUGCCCAAGAGGACUUGCAGCAUGAACUGGUUUUAGAUGUAUCUAAGUGGUAGAAGUUUCUCGUAUAUUUUUCUCGUUUCGCGUGGCAUGAAAGCCUCUGAAUGAAAAUUAAAUGUUACCAAAGCCCUUCA
This is a messenger RNA of Grus americana (Whooping crane), 4149 nucleotides long. RefSeq names its product scavenger receptor class F member 1 (gene SCARF1). The coding region runs from base 80 to 2989 and encodes 969 amino acids. Gene Ontology annotation, molecular function: scavenger receptor activity. Lineage: Eukaryota; Metazoa; Chordata; Aves; Gruiformes; Gruidae. The transcript has 11 exons. The record is from RefSeq and is a predicted model, not a curated record.